AUGUAUACCAAGAAUGCUCGGUGCCCAACUCCCGGCCGGGAGCACAUUCCCGUUUACCCCAAGGGUUUUAUUGCCAUUCGGGUCGCGCAGCUCGUCGUGGCGCUCACCAUCAUAGGCUUGGCGGCGUAUGGCAUCUCCAGCAUCCCCAUGGACGGCAGCUGCUUCGUCUUAUCUGUGGGUAUCAUGACGAUGCUCACCUCCAUCUACCACUUCGUCGCUGAGACCGACAUGCCGCUCGCCUACAACUACUGGGUCAUUAUGGGGCUUGACAUCAUCUAUGUGGCCCUAUGGUUCAUCGCCUCUAGCUUGCUCGUCGCCCGCGUCGGGCCGGCGGGCUACUACUGUACGUCCACGUUCACGUGCUCGGCCCACCUGACGGCGGACACAUUCUUCUGGAAGCAGACGCAGCAGGCCGCGGCAGGGCUGAGUGCUACAGAAUUGUACGUCUCUCUCUCUCUCUCUCUCUCUCUCUCUCUAUCUUGUCUUUUUCGCUUUGAAGAAGAGAGACAAGAUAAAACUUGA
Molecule: messenger RNA, 522 nt
Organism: Dichotomopilus funicola
Lineage: Eukaryota; Fungi; Ascomycota; Sordariomycetes; Sordariales; Chaetomiaceae
Exons: 3
Coding region: 1-522 (173 amino acids)
Cellular component (GO): membrane
Source: RefSeq, a predicted model, not a curated record